AUGACGGAGUGCCGCUGCUGGCACGACAUCGCGGCUACUCAGUGUACUACCCGUCCGACAGAUGGCACCGGCUGCGACAUGCGCCGCUCGCCACCUCCUCAGUCUGUCUGGCUCCCUGUCUCCGCAGUCGCCACGACGCGCUGGCACAUUCGAACACUUGGUACCACGCUUCUUGCUGCAGUGCAGGCAGCCGACACGGUUUUAUCACAGAGCCUCGGUGAACGACGCCUUCGACCGCCAGCAUGUGAAGACAAAGCCGCGGCGCGCUGGGUGACACUUUCUCGAAAGGAGAGAGGUAGCAGGCUGAUCCAGGCAGCUAAGCAGGGAGCAGUGGGGGAGAUGCAGGCACUGUUCACAGCAGGGGCAGACGUGGGGGCUAGGGGCUCGGAGGGGACGACUGCUCUGCACUGGGCAGCAGUGGAGGGACGCGUCGAGGUGGUGAGAUGUCUGGUAGAGGGUGGAGCACAUGUGGACGCCAGGAGCAACUCGCAGAACACGCCUCUGCACACAGCCGCAAGGAAUGGCCAUGCAGCUGUGGUUCGCCUGCUGGUCGCGGCCUCAGCUGACCUCAACGCCAGGAAUGAGGAUGGGCAGACGCCGCUACACAGGGCCGCUUUCUAUGGGCACCCAGAGGUUGUGGCUGUGCUGCUGGAGGCAGGAGCUGACAAAGGAGCGAGGAUGACAGUGGGGCCACCCAACGUCAUAUCGCCAGGCAGAAAAACAAUCAGUAGUUGGUAG
Messenger RNA from Schistocerca nitens (vagrant locust), 738 nucleotides. Its product is annotated as serine/threonine-protein phosphatase 6 regulatory ankyrin repeat subunit C-like. Gene Ontology annotation, molecular function: protein binding. Bases 1 to 738 code for a protein of 245 amino acids. The record is from RefSeq and is a predicted model, not a curated record. NCBI's taxonomy places the organism in Eukaryota, Metazoa, Arthropoda, Insecta, Orthoptera, Acrididae. The transcript has 2 exons.